Molecule: messenger RNA, 1555 nt
Organism: Mytilinidion resinicola
Lineage: Eukaryota; Fungi; Ascomycota; Dothideomycetes; Mytilinidiales; Mytilinidiaceae
Product: CDK-activating kinase assembly factor
Exons: 3
Coding region: 37-1149 (370 amino acids)
Biological process (GO): regulation of transcription by RNA polymerase II; positive regulation of cyclin-dependent protein serine/threonine kinase activity; nucleotide-excision repair
Cellular component (GO): transcription factor TFIIH holo complex
Molecular function (GO): cyclin-dependent protein serine/threonine kinase activator activity
Source: RefSeq, a predicted model, not a curated record
CUCCUCCACCACGACCUCGUAGAAUACUCCGCAAACAUGUCACGGGCCGCACAGCGCAGCGGCGCGGCCCCGUCGAAGCGCGCCCAAGAGGAUGGCGACAUGUGCCCGGUCUGCAAGUCGGCGCGCUAUCUGAACCCUGACAUGCGCUUUCUCGUGAACCCGGAAUGUUACCACAAGAUGUGCGAAUCGUGCGUGGAUCGCAGGUUCUCCCAAGGUCCAGCAGCCUGUCCUAUUGCUGGGUGCAAAAGAACGCUCCGCAAAGCGAGGUUCAGGACGCAGACAUUUGAGGAUAUCAAAGUCGAGCGGGAGGUGGACAUAAGACGAGAAGUGGCGAGUGUCUUCAACCGGGAGGAAGACGAUUUCGAAACUCUACAGAAUUACAACGACUAUCUAGAACAAGUUGAAAAUGUCACAUGGAACCUCAUCAACGACAUCGAUGUCGAGGACACACGGAGGAAAAUGGACGCUUACAAGGAAGAGAACCGGAGGCAAAUCACACGGAAUCAAUCCAACGCUGCUCAAGAGGCCAUUUCACGCAAGGCGCGGGAAGAAGAAGAUCAUGAGUUGACCCGUUUGAGAAGGGCCGACGCACGACGAGAGGACGAGCUUGAACGCCAGGAAAAGUCUGAUGCUAGGAAAGGCAUCAUCAACAAGCUCGCCACAACGAAGGGUGAUGCAGCGAGCAUUGCGCGAGAAGGCAGGAGAGCGGAGCUGAAGAAGAGCUCGGCCCAGAGAGUAGCACUGGACAAGAAACGAGACGGCGAUGUCUUCUCCUCGGGGACAGAGAACGGUGACGCUAGCAGUGCGUUUCUGUUCAAGGGCCUGAAGAAGCGGGUUGCGCCCCCUCCAGAAAAGCCGUAUGAUCCGUACGGAGGCUGGUCGGCAGAGAAGGAAUACUUCUCGCAGCAGGAUUUCUACGACUGGGACUACCUAAGUAACGCUCGAACGGACCCUCGUUAUUCUGCUGGGGGCUAUGACAUCAACGACUAUUGCGCGAGAGCAUUGUGUGAUGCGUUCUCCGGAUUCGGUGUCUUUAUUCAAGACGAGGUUUCGGGCAGAGACCUUGGCUCGACCCCAUCGAUGGCCACUACUGCAGCAGCAGCAGUUGGCGGCGAGAGAGUGGACGCAAAAAUGGACGACGUGUUUUGAAUGAUACCCUGGUUUGAAGCAUUUGGUGGCGUUUGGAUAUUCGGAAAGGCCCAAAGAUAAAUCCUCGAACCCGACAAGGGGAAGUGUCUGUACCUUUGCUGAUAAGCGUCUUUUAUGUAUAGCUUAUUGUGACUCGUGACCUUAAUGACUGCCGCCUAGUAGCAGGCGACACCUUCGUAGGAUGAAGGGCCUCACACGUCAGAUGCAAGGUGAGACUUGGGAGUCUAACUAAGCUCGAGCUCAAGACACCUGUAACAUCAUUGAUAACUUUGAUAGGAGUAAUAACUGUAUUAACUGCAUAAUUGUAUGUGUCUAUAUCUAUCCCGGGCAGCUUCUCAUCAAGCCAGGCGGUCCUAAAACACCAACUUCUUCACAGACUUCCGUUUGAGUUCACGCCGGGGCAUAG